GGUGUUGUCAAAGGAAAGAAAUUACCAUUAAUACAAAGCCUACCCACCUUAUAUAAACCACUUUAGGUCUUUGGGAGCUUCUAAAAUUUGGUGAUGCCAGUGGAUUUUGCAUCCCAUUCAAGUCUCUUCCCCCCUUCUCCCCCCUCCACCUCCUUUUUUUUUUUAAACCCUGAGAUGUAACCAAGACAGUGAGGUGGUUACAUAAGGCCUGGCCACCUCCAAAGUAAUAGUCUGUCAUCUGUCUCAACACUAUGGUAGCCAGUAGCUCUGUGUAUCCUCAUGGGGUUUCCCACAAGGAGAGGAAAAUGAUUGGGAGGAGGGAGUAAUUUCUAGCCCAAGAUUAGAAUUGAUUGGUGCCUUCUUGCUACUGUCGGCUGGGCAGUCAGACCAGCUCCUGCCCCUGGUUCUGGAGCUGUUCCACCUUUCAGAGACACACCCAGCCAAAGGUCAGUGGGACCUGCUUUGUUGCAGCAGGGGAAUCUGAAGGGUCCGCCCCUCCUAGAGGCCAGGUGAAGUACUGUCCCACAUGGAUUGGAAUUCUUCAGAAAUGACUCUACCGCACAGAUCGAAUCUGCAAACUCAAGAUUGCUGGAAGGGUCUUGCUGCUCCGCUUGGGACCACCGCCCUAACUGCAUCGGGACCUCACUGUUCCUUAGAGUAACUUGGUGAGCCUUCCUAGUGGUGUGCAGGUGGAGUGGGUCCUUAAUGAGAAAGAGGUGGGCAGGGAAUAUCCCAGGGAGAGGUCUAUGCAAACUACAUAGGAGGCAAUGUCGAAGAACGCCUUCGUGGUCUCGAAUCCCACAUGGAGCCUUCAGUCCCAAGCCACAAAGCUGGUUCCAGAGGGUGGGGCUAGAUUGGGCUGCCUUGAGAAAAAGACUUCAGCUGGCUAGGUACACGCCUUUGAAAAUAGCCAGGCAUCCCGCUCCAAAAUGCUCUUGUUUGUAAUGCAAACAGGAUGUACGGUCUCCUUUAAUCCUUACGAAGCGGGAGCUUACAAAGACGGGAAUCGGGCCGUAAAGGCAAUAACAUUGGGGAUUACAACUCAGGUUCAGGCCCUCCCAGAGAGCUCAGCUCCACCGCGUCUCUACAGCCCCACCCCAGGCCAGGUGAGGGCUCUCCCGCCUCCGGAGGCUUCUAGAACGCUGAGGGGUCCCAGGUGGGGCCCUAAGAGGGGAGGGGCCGGAGCGUGGGUGAUUGGCACGCGGGCGCCGAAGGGUGGUAAAAGAAGGGGCGGCCGCGCAGGGACGGAGAGUCCCUUGCUUCCUGCGCGCCCGCCGCCGCCGAGGUUCCCGCCCGAGUGACGCACGCGGGGCGCGGGGGCCGGCACCUCGUCCCCCCGCCCACCAUGAACGCCAGCGGCCCGGGCUUCCCGCUGGCCUCGCUCUACGUGGGCGACCUGCACCCUGACGUGACCGAGGCUAUGCUGUACGAGAAGUUCUCGCUUGCCGGGCCCAUCCUGUCCAUCCGCGUGUGCCGCGACGUGGCCACCCGCCGCUCGCUGGGCUAUGCCUACAUCAACUUCCAGCAGCCGGCCGACGCGGAGCUGGCACUGGAUACAAUGAACUUUGAGGUUAUCAAAGGCCAACCCAUUCGCAUCAUGUGGUCCCAGCGAGACCCAGGACUUCGAAAGUCGGGUGUGGGCAACAUCUUCAUCAAGAACCUGGAGGAGUCCAUUGACAACAAGGCCUUAUAUGAUACCUUCUCCACCUUUGGAAACAUCCUGUCUUGCAAGGUGGUGUGUGAUGACCACGGCUCCCGAGGCUUUGGCUUUGUCCAUUUUGAGACGCGUGAGGCUGCGCAGCAGGCCAUCAGCACCAUGAAUGGGAUGCUGCUGAAUAACCGCAAAGUCUUCGUCAGCCACUUCAAGUCCCGACAGGAGCGGGAGGCUGAGCUGGGGGUUCGGGCCAUGGAGUUCACCAACGUCUAUGUGAAGAACCUGCAAAUGGACAUAGAUGAGCAGGGCCUGGAGGAGCUCUUCUCCCAGUUUGGGAAGACGCUGAGUGUGAAGGUGAUGAGGGAUGACAGCGGCCACUCCCGAGGCUUUGGCUUUGUCAACUUUGAGAAGCAUGAGGAAGCCCAGAAGGCUGUGAUGGACAUGAACGGGAAGGAGGUGAGAGGACAGCUGCUCUAUGUGGGCCGUGCCCAGAAGUGGGCGGAGCGGCAGAAUGAGCUUAAGCGAAAGUUCCAGCAGAUGAAGCAGAUGAAGCAGGACCGGCUGAGCCAUUACCAGGGCGUGAACCUGUAUGUGAAGAACCUGGAUGACUCCAUUGAUAACGAGAGGCUGAGGAAAGAGUUCUCUCCCUACGGCGUGAUCACCAGUGCCAAGGUGAUGACAGAGGGUGGCCACAGCAAAGGGUUUGGCUUUGUGUGUUUUUCCUCUCCAGAAGAGGCAACGAAGGCCGUGACAGAGAUGAACGGGUGCAUCCUGGGUACCAAGCCGCUGUACGUGGCGCUGGCUCAGCGCAAAGAUGAGCGGAAGGCUAUCUUGACCAACCAGUUCAUGCAGCAGCGCCUCUCCAACGUGUGGGCCCUGGGUGGCCCCCUCUUGGGCUCUUUCCAGCAGCCCGUGAGCUACUUCCUGCCCACCGUGCCCCAGCCUCCAGCCCAGGCUGCGUGCUAUGGCUCUGGCCCACCUGUCCAGCCUGCCCCCAGGUGGACGGCCCAGCCACCUAGACCCUUGAUACCACAAGCCCCCUACUCUCCAGCUGCCUCAGUGGCCUGGCCACCAGCCACGUCUCAGCACUCCCCGACCCACAUCAGCAGUGCCAAGAAGGCCUCUAUCCAGGAGCCACCCCAGGUGUCCUACACCCAAACAGUGGCCAACAUUGGUACCCAGACCUCUGGCCUUGGUGAGGCAGGAUGCUCUAUGCCAAGUGGGCCUCUCCUGACACAGAGAUAUUCCUUGGAGACGCCCAACACCCAUGAGGUCCAGGAGCCUGCUGUGUGCAUCCCCGGACAGGAACCCCUGACCGUGUCCAUGCUGGCCGCAGCACCACUGCACAAGCAAAAGCAGAUGAUAGGUGAGCGUCUCUACCCCCUUAUCUACAAUGUCCACACCCAGCUGGCGGGCAAGAUCACAGGCAUGCUGCUGGAGAUCGACAACUCAGAACUGCUGUACAUGCUGGAGUCUCCAGAGUCCCUCAAUGCCAAGGUAGAAGAGGCUUUGGCAGUGCUUAUUCAGGCUCACCAGACCAUGGAGGAAGAGCAGAUGAAAGUGAAUGUAAUUGAAACCAGGUGGGUGGGUGGAGUUGAGAGGAAUGGUGACAGACGUAGCUGAACCCAGAAGCACUAAGGAACUGGGCAGGGACUGGCUGGCUUUCACAAAGUCCCUGAGAACCACAUUGUGACACUGCUGUCUCAGGGGGAAGCUGUGAGGAUCAAAGGAGAGGACAAGCCGUGUGAUUGGAAUGGGUGCGGACUAUCAAAGGGGAGGUGUUCUCUCGAUAGCUGCCCCGCCUCACCUUACUCAUAAUAGGCCUGGCUUCCCCUGGCACUGCCUGGCUCCAUUCUGCCUGCCUGAAGGCCUGGCUUGGUAUAGCCCCCAUUCUUAGUCGAAGACCAGGUGUCUGCCAUACUUGAGAAACAUUUAAUUUUACCUUUUCGUCCUCAGAAAAUGGAAUCCUCACUCCCUUGGCUGACAAGAGAACAGCGUUCCUGCUCUUGGCUCUAAGGCCCUGUGAAUCAUAACUUAUUUCCUAGUUGGGCUGUAUCUGUACCUGAGCUCUGCAUGUGGAACAAAGGCUGGUCACCACGCCAGCCCAUUACCUUUUUUUUUUUAAUUUAUUGGGGUGACACGGGUUAACAAAGUUAUAGAGGUUUCAGGGGCACAAUUCUACAGCACAUCAUCUGUUCACCACCCCAAGUCUCUGUCCAUCACCAUUUAUCCCCAAAAUACCCUGCUACACCUUCCCCAAUCCACUACUCCCCCUCCCCGCCCCAUUGCCAUUGCUUUGUGCAUUAAAAGUGCUGCAAACUG
Messenger RNA from Myotis myotis, 3976 nucleotides. It is a transcript of the gene PABPC1L, whose product is annotated as poly(A) binding protein cytoplasmic 1 like. Gene Ontology annotation, cellular component: ribonucleoprotein complex; cytosol; nucleus. The record is from RefSeq and is a predicted model, not a curated record. Gene Ontology annotation, molecular function: mRNA 3'-UTR binding; poly(U) RNA binding; poly(A) binding. NCBI's taxonomy places the organism in Eukaryota, Metazoa, Chordata, Mammalia, Chiroptera, Vespertilionidae.